Molecule: messenger RNA, 2159 nt
Organism: Exophiala viscosa
Lineage: Eukaryota; Fungi; Ascomycota; Eurotiomycetes; Chaetothyriales; Herpotrichiellaceae
Product: salicylate hydroxylase
Exons: 6
Coding region: 457-1746 (429 amino acids)
Molecular function (GO): monooxygenase activity; FAD binding
Source: RefSeq, a predicted model, not a curated record
AGAUGACCUCCGCCUUCCCGUGUUCUAGACUCUCAGCUAUUCGGUUAGACCAGCGCGACCCUCUGUGACCCUAGAUACCAGGACAUCCAGCAGCCAACUUUGCACGGCGAUUUCACAUCGGCCUUUUCAGGGAAACAGCGAGUGACGGGCGCCCCACAAGCGUGGGCUCUGGGAAAUGAACAUUGCCAUUUCAGUGCCCCACCUGUGACUAUUGGAAAUGGAAACUCUGUAUUGCGUCUGGGCUUGGAGUACAGUUCGUAGACGGCAACGUAACGUGACGGGAGUCGGGAUGGGGCUGGAUCUGCGGUCACAAGGUGCAGUAUUCUUCGUCUUGGAAGACUUGGGCUAAUUUGAAUAUGGCAGGUGUCCAUUCGUGUCUCUGAUCAUAUUUCAAUCGAUUGGCGUGCCGAACAUCGUCCAUGCUCACAAACCGAGUGUGUUUCUUGUCUAAAAAGAAUGUCAGACUCUGCUAUGAAAGUCAUCGUGGUCGGCGCCGGCCUGGGUGGUUGUGCCACCGCGAUGGCCAUGCACGCUCAGGGCUUUCAGGUCGAAAUCUUCGAGAAAGUGAGGGAGUUCCUGCGUCUCGGGGAUUCGCUGGGACUUGGUGAAAAUGCACUGCGAUUGUUGAAACGAUGGGGCUUGCACGAAGACUUGAUCAAAAUCGGCAACAAGUCGAAAAUGCUACAAAUCCGGCACUGGGAGACGGGCGAGAUUAUUGCCCAGCAGCCUCUGAUGGACAUGGCCGGCUAUGUUGGUCACCGGGGAGAUUAUCAUGCAGCCUUCCUGAAAAGAGUCCAUGAGCUCGGGAUCCCGAUCCACAUGGGAUGCAACGUGGUCUCGUACGAUGACACAAUCCCGUCGUUGACGUUGGCAACCGGCGAAGUACACAAAGCCGAUGUCAUAGUUGCCGUCGAUGGAAUCAAAUCGCUGGCUCGCGAGCUGGUCCUCGGCUUCGAAGACAAACCGAAGUCAUCCGGGUACGCUUGCUUCAGGGCAUUUUUCAAAGGUAACCUCCUCGAUCCAGACCCCAUUUACCAAGAGUUCCUCGAAAAGGAAUGUGUGAACAUCUGGAUUGGUCACGAUGUGCACCUGAUCCAGAAUACGCUGCGCGACGGCGAAGAAUUCAACUGGAUCCUCAACCGGAAAGAUCCCAGUAAGCUGGACCCGAACGAGUCCUGGUUCCAUCAAGGAGAUAUGAACGAGGUCCGGAAGAUCAUGAAGACUUGUGAUCCGAGGAUCGCGGCGGCGGUGAACCAGACGAAAGAGUGUUUGGACUGGAAGAUCUGCUACCGCGACCCUAUCCCGUCGUGGGUCAGUAAGAACAACACGAUUGCGCUAAUUGGCGAUGCGUGUCAUCCUCACCUCCCCACCAGCGCGCAAGGCGCAUCACAGGCGACCGAAAGCGGUGCUGUCCUGGCUGUGUGCCUGAAACUUGCCGGAAAAGGGCAGGUCCCAUUGGCGACGAGGGUGUAUGAGAAACUGCGAUUCGACCGAGUUCGUAGCUCGCAGCUCAAUGGCGAAGAUCUGCGAGACCGAUGGCACAAUGCACUGCGAACGGUGGAAACCGGUGGCAUCAUCGAUCCCGAAUCCAUCAAACUCCGGAAUCGUUGGCUCUAUUCCUUCGAUGCCGAGGCCGACACGGUAGCUCGAUGGCGAGAGGUAUCUUCAGUUGUACGAAAGGAGCUGGAGGACAGGAACGUCACCCCGUUGUUCGAGGCUGGUGCUCAACCUGUGCUCAUAGGUUGAGUGACACAGUGAGGUGGUGGUUACUUCCUGAUUCAUGGCGCGUGUGAGGGUGCACCAGGUGAAGCAUGGAAGCAGUGGCAUAGACAGCCACUCCGUCGAUCGUAAGUUACCUCUGUAGUCUUCCACCUAUCAAGAUUGUCCUCGAACAGUUGGCCACGAUGAGGCUGGAGUUCGUCGGUCGAAACAGGCCUAAAUUAGCCCUCGGGUCCUUUUCGGCGCCGGCCAUUCCGCAAGCGCCUAGACUAAUAGGGCUCAAGCCCAGGUGGUCUGCCUUAUCAGUCCACGCCUGUACUGGCGCGCCAAUCAUGCCUCUACCACUGUGCUUAUCACGGUUAUGCCACCACCUCUAUAACGUCUGUAGCGUUACGUUUAUCGUGCCUAAGUUGUCACACGCCUAUAUCAUGCCUAGAUUG